AGUGCGAGGGGGAAGCUGGCACUCUCCUCCUGCUGAAUGCGCUAGACAGCAGUGGGGCUCCAGUUGGCUGUGUGCGCUCAGACGCACAGACGCAAGCAUCCCACUGGCUGGAGUUGGAGGACACUCGCCCGUUUCGCUUCCACCGCUGCUCUGAUCCCUUGUCUUUGUCUCCCGGCGGUGAGAAGACCACCCGCACGGGAGAAGAAGAAAGAAAGAAUCACUUCUUCUUUUUCUAUAGACUGCUCAGAGUCAGAGAAACUGUGCGGAAUCUGGACUGGACACUUUUUUGGAGGGGAGAUUAUUCCUCGCAUGAGGCGAACUGGAUCUGUUUUGUACAUCGGAGCGCACACUGCUACGUCUUUUCAAUGGAUUUCAAUACAGUGGAAGUACCUUGGGAAUUAAACUACAAUUAAGUCGCUUUUAGUUCGCAAAUUUCGUUAUAAUAAGGGUUUGUGUUUCACAUGGAGAGAAAGACGAUGAUACUCCCAGCAUUGUAUGUCCUUCUGCCUCUUUUUGAUGUGUUGGCGUACGCCGAGGAGAACCUGCGUACUGGGGCCACCCGGCUGGACUGUGUGAGAGCCAGUGAGCAGUGCCUGAAGGAGCAGGGCUGCAGCACCAAGUACCGCACCAUGAGGCAGUGCGUGGCCGGCGGCAAGGAGAGCAACUUCAGCAUGGUGGCCGGCCUGGAGGCCAAGGACGAGUGCCGGAGCGCAAUGGACGCGCUCAAACAGAGCCCGCUGUACAACUGCCGGUGUAAACGGGGCAUGAAGAAAGAGAAGAACUGCCUGCGCAUUUACUGGGGGAUCUAUCAGACAUUACAAGGUAACGAUUUUUUGGAGGAUUCUCCAUAUGAACCCGUGAACAGCCGUCUAUCUGACAUAUUCCGCCUGGCUCCCAUCAUAGGUGAGCCUGCAGUGGCCAGGGAGAAUAACUGUCUGAAUGCUGCCAAGGCCUGCAACCUGAAUGACACGUGUAAGAAGUACCGCUCUGCCUACAUCAGCCCCUGCACAAGCCGCGUCUCCACCGCUGAAGUCUGCAACAAGAGGAAGUGCCACAAGGCCCUGCGGCAGUUCUUUGACAAGGUUCCCCCGAAGCACAGCUAUGGCAUGCUGUACUGCUCGUGCCCACUGAGCGACCAGACUGCAUGUUCUGAACGCAGGCGUCAGACCAUCGUCCCUGUCUGUUCAUACGAAGAAAAGCAGAAACCCAACUGUCUGGAGCUGCAGGCCUCCUGCAAGACCAACUACAUCUGCAGGUCACGACUGGCUGACUUCUUUGUCAACUGCCAGCCGGAGCCUCGCUCGCUGUCAGGCUGUCUGAAGGAGAACUACGGAGACUGCCUCCUCUCAUACUCCGGUCUGAUUGGUACCGUGAUGACUCCCAACUACCUGCGCUCACCCAAAAUCAGCGUCUCUCCGUACUGCGACUGCAGCAACAGUGGAAACAACAAGGACGAGUGUGACAGGUUCACCGAGUUUUUCACCGAGAACACCUGCCUCCGUAAUGCCAUCCAGGCCUUUGGGAAUGGGACAGAUGUGGGAGUGUGGCAGCCGAUGUCCCCAGUCCAGACCACCACCUCCACCACCACCCCCUACCAGAGGAACCGUGAACGCAACCCCAACACCAUCGACAACAACAUCAACACAGACCCCGGCAUCUACCACUUCUGUGGCAGCCUACAGGCUCAGAAAUUGAAGUCAAACUCAACUGUUGAUGGCGUCUUCUGUGUGGACCCUCAGAUAGACGGUCCAAGUACGUCCAACGCCAUCCCGAGAAACUCAGCCGUCUCCAGACGGCCCGUGGGCCUGGCCUCUCUGCUGCCCCCGCUGCUCUGGCUGUGCUACUGCUCCUCGCCGGGCUUCUUGUAGCCUUGCAACAAAUUACAACGGACUGACAAACACACAUUUGUAUAAAAGAAAAAGCAAAACAAGAAAUUAUAUAUCCUUUUCUUCUCAGUAAUACCUGUUGUACUUUUAUUUCCCACUCUCUUUUUAUUCCUACUUUAUUUGUUUGUUUUUUUAUGAAUUUUGUUGUUUCAUUUUGUUUAUUAUGUUUUUUUGCAUUGCAGCUGUGUGCUAAAGCGGUGAUCUAUCUACGUGUUAACUCAGUUUGGCUGUGUGUUCCCUUUGGUUAGCUGAAAAAAAGGGAUUUAAAGCGUCCGUGUUGCUCAGAAAUGAGAAAUUCUCGAGCAUUACAUUCCAAUAAACCACAGCAGGUGGCUCUUGGAAAAGGUACACACACAAUGUAAAUUAGCAUCAGUUUUCAGAGUCGUCAAAUCAGUUUUCACCCACGUCUGUUUGUGUGUUGAGGCUAUAGGUGGGAUCUUUAGCUUACAAGUCACAGUCGGUUCAGCGAAGGCUACAUUUUAUCACUUGGGCAGCCUUUUAGGUGUUAUUCAGUCUCCUCUGUGGUUUGUGUAUGUUUUGAUAAUGACGUGAUCUGGUAUUUUGCAUUUUUAUGAAAAGUCCACAUGGAUAUUUACCUGACAAAAAAAUAAUAAACAAAUAAAAAAAACAGGGUGAACACCAAUAACUUGAAACAUCAGAGAACAUCCGCGCCCAAUCCGUCUUUAUUGUAGCUCAAACUGAACACACAUCGCCGCUGGCAAAAGCACACAGGCAAAGACCCACACACACAUACUGCACAUGUUCACACACUCAGACAAAAACACAGAGAAACACACACAGCGCUACGCUUCCCGCUCCCUUUUUUUUUUUACACUUGGGUUUUGCCAACAGAGGGGUAUUCAGAGAUCACAGGACAGUAGGUUCCACGCUGCUGUGGAUGGCUGAAUCCACUCCACUCAUUAGUGAUUGUACAUACUUGUUAUUGUUAGAAGCCAUGUUCAGGGUUUCUCUGUGGAAGGUGCCAGAGGAGCUGCUGCAGUUUCACCUAAUUUUUUUUUUUUUUUUGAUGUACUUUGCUGCACUGCGUCCACAGAAACAAGAGCUGAGGAAAAAAAAAAGGCUUAUUGUUGUCGAGUAUAUUCAACGGUAACUCACACCUCCAUCACGCCGACAGAGCUCAAAGCGUCCUUUUCUGUCAGUCCAGUGUUACGACUUAUUGCCUCAAUUGUGAAACUGUCAACACGUGUUUGGUGAGGGAGCGAUCACUUGAUAUUGACCAUUUGCUAAACCUCAACCACCUUUACAGUACUUACUCCCACUGCAGUAGGCAAGGUAUUCUAGUGCAGCAUGUUUUCAGUUUUCCGUAAUAAGUGAGGAAGAGGUCAAGUUCUUAGUAAGUUUUGUAUUUGUCUUUGAUUUCAGUAGAAGAAGAUGAUUAUCAAAUUUGACUGUUAAAACUGUCUAUUAUUGGCAUGCCCUGCAGCUCACUAAUUAAUGAAUUUCCAUUGGACUUUUUACCAUUUAUGGCCAACUUAUUUGAAGAUAUGAUCCUUGAUUAAGGGUUUUUGUUUUGCUUAGCUUGUACCCCAACAAAUAAUGUAGUUUGCUGCAAUCCUCUCUUUGGCUUUGGAGCUAAGACUUUAGUGCUACUGUAACAAUAUAUACCCAGAUGUGCUCCCAUUAGCAGCUCAGAAAUCAUAAUGUUUCAUCCUCUUUUGCACUUUUGCUCUCAUUUUUAGAUCUGGAAAGGUGAAAAAACUGACACCAACUUUCAAGCUCAUUAAAUACACGGAUACAGUUGAGGUCGUUUAGGGCCACGUCUAAAGAUAUAAUGAUAUUUUCAGAAAUAAGAUAUUUCCUCUGUGUUUUGGCCUCUUGUUCACACAGUUUUAUGGCCACAAAAACAGAGAUUUUCUCAAACACCGUCUCAGGUGCAGAUUAUUACAAAACAUGUUAAACAGAGUGACGUCAUCUUCUUAAUUUGCAGAUAGCCAUUGUAGCAUUAUGAGUGAGCAUGCGCUAGAAAUCACAACAAUGGCAGAAUGUGUUUGUUUAUAUUUGUUUACCUAUGUUACAGACCUCAUAUUAAAGGAAGCUGAGUUUCACCUGCAUGGUACGGCUCCAAUUAACUAGACUCAACUUCUCAGCUGCUCCUCGGAGACCCCGAGGCGUUCCCAGGCCAGAUGACAUAUUUAAUUCUUCCAGCGUUUCUGGGUCUACCCAAGGUUUUCUUAAUAGAUGCCUGAACAAACCUGGACUUGCUUCUUUCAAUGCGAAGGAGAGGCAGCUCUACUCCGAGAUCCUCUCCCAGUCCAGUGUGGUUAUUAUAGUUAAUGAAAACAAGAAUUGAAAAAACAUUUUCGAGUUUAACAAAAAACGAUAACUAACUGAAACUGUAUUGUGAGGUUACAAAACUAACUAAAAAUAACGAAAAUUAUAGUGAAAAUGUCCUUCGUUUUCAUCUUUGUCAACUUUUUUCAUACAUAAUCCAGUGUUUCUAUUAGAAAGAGGAUUCUGUUUGUGAACAUACAGGAACACAUGGUAAAUAUGUUUACUGAGACAGGGAUGUCUACACUCCAACCAACAUUCAAAACACCUGGAACUGUAAGAGUUAAUAACCUUAUUGGGACUAAGAUGGACAAACCAAAGGAAAUAAAGGCAAAAUUUAUUAUAACCUCUUUGAAUCUCACACCCAACACAUAGCCCAUUACAAAAAAACUAAAACUAAUAAAAACUAAACUAAAACUAAGCAUUUAAAAAAAUAAAUAAAAAUAAACUAAAACUAGCAAACUCACUCUAAAAACUAAUUCAAACUAACUGAAUUUGAAAACAAAAAAUUACAACGAAAUUAAAACUAAGACUAAUAAAAAAUCCAAAACUAUUAUAAUCUUGGUGUGGAUGGAUUUAUUUUGUAAAAUGAAGGUUGUGCUGGCACAUUUUUCUUUUUUUACCAAAGGGGCCAAUAUGUUGUGUAGACAGGGCUUGGUUGAGCACCACCUCAUCCAAGUUAAGAGCUUAAUUACAAUGGUGAAUCAUUAUUUGGAGAUCGGGUUCAGCAAAUGGUCAAUUCAGUCUCCUGCAGCAAACACAUGCCAUGUGACUUAUGUACUGUUUGUCAAUAGUUGAAGCAUUUUCUAUGUUUGCUUCUGAGGACUGCUGGGAAAAUACAAAAAAAAAAGCCACCGCAUCGCGAUCACGUUUAAUUCUCAGUCGUAGACGCAUCUGUUCUCAUCAGCUCCUUCAGACGGAGGCUUAUGCUUUGUGAAUUCUCCUCACAGGAAAUACGAGCUUGUCCCCUUACAACAUGUGAUCCAACACGUUUACAUACAUCACUGUGGCAUGUUCAGCAAAUUACGUUAACCAUUGGGACAGUGACAGGAGCAUUUAUGACACGCUGCUUGGGUUCAUGUAGCUUCUCUAAAACAUGAUUAAUGUAUAGUAGAACUUAAAUGUUAUUUACCGAGCAUAAACAUGGUAUAUGCACUGUA
Molecule: messenger RNA, 5335 nt
Organism: Centropristis striata (black sea bass)
Lineage: Eukaryota; Metazoa; Chordata; Actinopteri; Perciformes; Serranidae
Gene: gfra1a
Product: gdnf family receptor alpha 1a
Exons: 10
Coding region: 462-1868 (468 amino acids)
Biological process (GO): nervous system development
Cellular component (GO): external side of plasma membrane; signaling receptor complex
Molecular function (GO): signaling receptor activity
Source: RefSeq, a predicted model, not a curated record